This is a messenger RNA of Musca domestica (house fly), 4890 nucleotides long. It is a transcript of the gene zfh2, whose product is annotated as zinc finger protein 2. The record is from RefSeq and is a predicted model, not a curated record. Gene Ontology annotation, cellular component: nucleus. Gene Ontology annotation, biological process: regulation of transcription by RNA polymerase II. NCBI's taxonomy places the organism in Eukaryota, Metazoa, Arthropoda, Insecta, Diptera, Muscidae. Bases 301 to 4884 code for a protein of 1527 amino acids. Gene Ontology annotation, molecular function: RNA polymerase II cis-regulatory region sequence-specific DNA binding; DNA-binding transcription factor activity, RNA polymerase II-specific; zinc ion binding. The transcript has 7 exons.
UGGGUUAUAACCAGUUCUCAGAUAAUUUUUUUGGAAGAUUUCAGGGUUAUGUGAAAAAUAUACUUUUUGAUUCGGAUGUGUAGCUUAUAAAUAAAUUUAUAUGGUGUCAAACAUUGAACGGCUUUUCAAACAUUUUGUAAAAACUCUAAAAGGAAGGAAUCUUUUGAAUGGUGAUAAAGUUUCUAACAUAAAUGAUAGUUCCCGUAUUUAUUACUUUCAAUCGUGCAAGAGGACACUAACAAUAUUUAUUUUUAAGGAGUUUUCACAGUGUCCAAAAUAUUAAGAAGGUUUCUCCUUUAAAUGUUCACAGUAGACACUGAAAGCGUUCCUGUGUUUACGUCAAGGUCAGAGGCGUCAUCACCACAUACUUCGUCAGAUUCGCGGCAAGUUAAUCCAAGAAUUCACACAUUUAAAAUUAUUAAAGCCAGCGAUGUUUCUGUUCGCUACCAUAAAAUACGAAACACACUCCUUAAAUCUCUGAAACCGAUUUUAAUGUGUUUUAUAUGUAAGUUGUCCUUUGGUGUUACAAAACUCUUUGUCGUGCACGCAAAUAAAGAACACGGGAUAUACUUGAAAGAAUUCGAAAGAGCUUUACUUCUCAAUCGCAAUAACGCAAGCGCCAUAAUUCAAAGAAGUAUGGAUGAAAACCCACAAAUAUCAUUUUUGGAGCCUAACAACUCAGAGUCGAAGUACAUGAUUACAACUUCAGAAUCUGAAAAGCAGCUCACAAAUAGUGACGAUGACCCCUCAUCCAUUUCUAUGGAAAACUUUUCAAUCGAUAAAUCUCUGGUACCAGCAAGCAACAGGUGCGAUAAGAAUCUGCACUCAAAAGACUCGCCGAUUUACAAGAUGCAAAAUGUUAACAACAGUGAUUCAAAUGCUGCAAUCAAACCUACUACAAAUGAACAAAGACCAAUAUCGGGCUACUCACUUACAAAGAAUGAUGAUAAGAACAUUAUCUGGACGCCAAACAAGGAUUCGGAAACUAAUGUGACAGGCCAGUCCCUCCAAAUGAGUGCUUUACAUGCUUCGUGGUUCGUUCUAAGCACUGAACAGAACUUUGGUAAUGUACAAAGUAUAAGUGAUUUCAUACAACAUAAUAUUCUAGCACAACAUCAACAACAACGAAAUGAUAUUACUCUUACAUCAGGGAAAGAAUUCUUGUCUUCUCUUGGCAAUUCGUGUCUUCUGCAUGGUGAGAAACAGGGAAUCGAGUGCAAGGUGUGCGAAAUGGAUAAAAUUCGUCUUAAACACAAGGAAAAUGCAAAUAAAAAUGUUACAUGCAUAUCACCGUGCAGUACUAAUUCGACUGUAAAAAUGUCUUCCCAUCGGCAAAUUUUACCUACACCAAGUUUUGCAAUAGGAGCUUGUUCUGACCACAUAAAUGGGCGCCCACUUAAUGUAGAAUGCUUGCGGUGUGAACUAAUAAUAAACUCCGCAAGAAUUAACGCUGGCGCCCAACAGUCAUCUCGAAAUUCCUGUAAAACAUUAAAAUGCCCACAAUGCAACUGGCAUUAUAAGUAUCAGGAAACGUUGGAAAUACAUAUGCGUGAAAAGCAUCCCGAGGGAGAAUCUGCGUGUGGAUACUGUUUAGCAGGUCAACAGCAUCCAAGGUUGGCUCGUGGAGAAUCAUAUUCCUGUGGAUAUAAGCCAUAUCGUUGCGAUAUAUGUAAUUACUCUACAACUACAAAGGGCAAUCUUUCUAUACACAUGCAAUCCGACAAACACCUUAACAACGUUCAAGAACUUAACAGUUCCCGUACUAUUAUAACUUCUUCGGAUGCCACCAAUAGUAUUAUGAAAUUAGAUGCUUUGGCAGCCACUUAUAUAUCCCACUACCACACAAUGCCUAAGCAUCGUCCACAAAUGGAUGUAGGAAGUGGUGAAACAUCCGCAUUAAAGGCUCAUGAGAAAGAAGGAGGUUUGGAUAAAAGUGGUCCAGUGUUCCGAUGCGAUAUGUGCAAUUAUGAAACGACCAUGGCACGAAAUUUAAGAAUUCAUAUGACAUGUGAAAAACACAUGCAAAACUUAACAAUAUUGCAAAACAAUAUCAAAAAUAUUCAGGCACUUUCUUUGUUACAGCAGCAUCAAAGUCAAAUUUUACCCAAAAAUGAUGAGUUUGACUGUGUCGUUUCAAGGACAGAUGUCAAUUUAAAGACUAUAGAGGCAAAUAGUAAACCUGACAUGGAUACAAUUAAGCAAACAUUUGAUUCAGUCUCGGAUUUCGGUCGAUCAGACCACAUAACUAGUUCAGAGAGCAAUAAAGGCUUUCCAUUUAAAAAACAAAUGUGGCCUACUGAAUUGUAUAGUUGUUUAAUUUGCGAAAACUUUAACACAAACGACGUCGAUGCUCUUUACCAACAUUUAAUUAUUGAUCGAUCUGUAGAAAUUGAUAGCAAAGAGAAUCCGAAACUAAUACCUACUAAUAUUUUAUCAGAAAAAAUACGCUCGACAUCAUGUGCCUCACCAGACACCCACGUUACUUACAAUAAUGACUACGUAUGUAUAUUAUGUAAUUAUAAAACUAAUUUAAAGGCAAAUUUUCAAUUGCACAGCAAAACUGACAAACAUUUGCAGAAAUUGAAUUUUUUUAACCAUUUACGGGAAGGUGGUAUGGCUAAUAGGAACAAAAUAAAAUACUAUCAACAACAUAUGGGUAUAAAUGUUAUUCAAAUCAAAUGCAAUUGUUGCGAUAUGCUCCUGAAUUCAAUUUUUCAACUUAAGCUCCACAUUAAACACUCUCGACAUGAAGGUAUGGAACUUUUAUUUCUUCAUUUAAAUAGAAUUAUUCGUAAUAAUACCGACGAAAAACAACACAGUAGCAAGUUAGAAAAAAGUCGGAUAAGAAACAAAAAUAUUUGUUGUAAAAUGUGUAAUAUUGCUGUUGGUUCGUUAAUAAAAAUGGUAAAUCAUGUGAAGACCCGCCAUUUAAGUCAAAUGGAAACCUUGUUGCGAAUGGGUACAGACGGUGAGAGUUUCGCUAAAGCUUUAGAAGAAAUGGUUUGUUUAAGCGAUGUGGUCGAAAAUGAUGAAACAGCUAAAGAGAUUUAUGAACGAAAUUCUUCGCCGGAAAACAACUUAAGUGAUGCUGGCACAGAACAAACUUGCUCAAAUAAUCACACCGACGACAUUUUCAAUCUAGAAUGUAACUCCGACUCUUUCCAUAAUAUUGAUGUUAAAGAUAUUGCUUAUUCCUGUGACUUCUGUGAGUAUUGUUCAUAUUCCAAAAAGGAAAUAAAAACUCAUAUGGAUAUAACGCAUCACAACAAAGAAUUUUCAGAAUUGGGAGAUCUACCGAAAAAUAAGGCAAGAAAUACAAUUGGGUCAUGCUCGUCUCAUAACACAGAGCUUCAAAAUCCAAGUUCAGAUGAAGAACUUACUAAGGAUAAAAAUGGAAAUUUAAAUAUAAUACGCUCUCAUCCCGAAAGUUCUGCGCAGUGUCCAUUGUGCCAAGAAAUUUUUUGUAAUCAAGCAACCUUUGACUCUCACUUACAAUGCGUACACAAUAUUGACAGAGAAAGACUAAUAUGCCUCAUAAUCCAAUUACGGACAUUAAUGUCUACGGAAAUUGGAGAGGGAUUACUAAAUGAAAGCAAAAAAACAGGAAUAUCGACUAUCGAAAAUCAAAUGGAUGUAAACGUAAGCGGGUCAUUGUUAAGACCACCUGAUGUUCUUCGGUGCCAGAAAUGCAGUUCUAUUUUUCGACAAGAGCAGCAAUUACUUUUACAUGCUCAACAGCUCAAACAUUAUCCAUUAAAGGAUGGGGAGUAUAUUUGCUUAGCGUCCAAUAAUACGUUAAAUGGAUGCAAUUUGCGGUUUUCUUCACCCAUUUCUAUGUCUACUCAUUAUCACGAACAACAUAUAAAUGUUAUUAUCUCAGAUCGUCAUGUAUACAAGUAUCGCUGCAAACAAUGUUCUUUGGCUUUCAAAACUCAAGAGAAGCUAUCAACCCAUCUAAUGUAUCACACAUUACGUGACACUACAAAGUGUAGAAAAUGUGCAAAAAAUUUUCGAUCCAUUACUGCAUUACAGUCACAUAUGAAAGUAUGCCACGACGAAGAUAGAGAAUUGCUUAACUGUGAAAAUACUCAGUACACAAUUAACAAAAACAUUUCAGAAACCAAUGUCUCUUCUGGUAACAAACGCAUCCCUACUGAUGACAUACCAUGUAGCUCUACCGCUGAUUUUAAACGACUUGAAAGUAAUAGCCGAUCAGGUUUAAUCGUUCCUUUACCAGGGGACAUGGAUCAACGUAGUAUGAAGGCAACAAAAGAUGUAAAUAAUCUAGAAAGUUUACAACAAAUCGCGACGGCAGCAGCUGCGUCGGGAUUAAUACUUAAUCCUGUAGAAAUGUUGAACAUAAUUCAAUUUCAUCAUUUAUUGUCUUUAAAUGUGAUGAACUUAUCCCCUCCGCUUGUGUUAGACAACCCUAAAACAAGUUCCGAUGAAAGGUCGUGUAACUUUAAUAUUGAAGUUAAAUCAGAUUCUACAUUUGAAAACGACAACAUAUCCACCACACCGAAGACCUCAACAUCCCUCGCAGACGAAGGACAGACCAAUAGAUACAAACGGGUUAUCCAGGCGCCUUCAAUUCCGCAGGUAUAUAGCAGCCAUAAACGUGCACGUACAAGGAUAACAAACGACCAGCUGAAAAUUUUAAGGUCUCAUUUCGAUAUAAACAAUUCUCCUAGUGAAGAAACCAUUACUGAAAUGUCAAGAGAAUCCAAUUUGCCAAUAAAGGUCGUAAAACACUGGUUUCGUAACACUUUGUUUAAGGAACGUCAGAGAAAUAAAGAUUCGCCAAACAUGCGAGUACACGUUAAAUUCUUAUGGUUUGUAGCACAUCCAUCCUUUUAUUUUCUGUCUCCUCGUUUAUAUGUCUGAUCACCC